This is a messenger RNA of Drosophila novamexicana, 741 nucleotides long. RefSeq names its product putative SERF-like protein. Lineage: Eukaryota; Metazoa; Arthropoda; Insecta; Diptera; Drosophilidae. The record is from RefSeq and is a predicted model, not a curated record. Bases 134 to 337 code for a protein of 67 amino acids. The transcript is spliced from 3 exons. Gene Ontology annotation, cellular component: cytosol.
ACACUGCUGCUGACGUUUGACAGUACAACUACACGAAACAUAAAACAAAAAAUUUUACGAGUAAGAGCAUAAAACAUAUAAUACUUGGAUCAAAAUUGUUUAAAUAAAGGAGCUGCCCAAAAGGAGCACAAAAAUGACACGUGGCAAUCAACGAGACCUGGCGCGCGCCAAAAACCAAAAGAAGUUGGCUGAACAGACCAAAGGCAAGCGCACAGAUAGCCUCACGGUAGAACAACGCAAAGCCCGGGACGCCGAAGUAAUGCGAGAGAAGCAAAAGAAAAAAGAGGAGGACGCGGCGGCUGCUGCUGCUGCUGCAGCUUCUGGGAAGAGCAAAUAAAAACGUUAAUUCCAGUACCAGCUAGAACAGCGUGCAUCCGUGCAAUCUUUGUAGGUCACACAAAAUUUUCGUUAGGCAUAGUCAGUUUUAAAAGAAAGCAAAGCAAAAGCAGCAGUCGCAAUCCGGAGGCACCGAUCGAGGCCAGCGAUCGACUCCAGGAUAGUCAAUGUCAAAUCAAAUUGGUUAAAUUGCGCAAAAAAGUGAAUUACAAGCUACAAAGCAGACGUAUAUCAAUAACUACGCACCCCUAGAGAGGACACACACAAAGAAGGGCUCGUUUUCUUUAAUGUUACGCUAUACUGCUAAACAAUUAAUUAUCUUAAUUAUUUCUCUAUAUACCUGACUAAAUUAUUUACUGUAAAAUAUAUACAUUUUCAAAUAAAACAUAAUAUACAGCCAAAACA